Molecule: messenger RNA, 3587 nt
Organism: Labrus mixtus (cuckoo wrasse)
Lineage: Eukaryota; Metazoa; Chordata; Actinopteri; Labriformes; Labridae
Gene: oaz2a
Product: ornithine decarboxylase antizyme 2a
Biological process (GO): positive regulation of protein catabolic process
Cellular component (GO): nucleus; cytoplasm
Molecular function (GO): ornithine decarboxylase inhibitor activity
Source: RefSeq, a predicted model, not a curated record
CGCCGCAGACUCGCUUGUGUGUGGAGCGACGCAGUAAACAAUUCCCUCACUCCUCUCUCCCGGAGAAAGUCGCUCUAUAAAGACUUUGCAGCGACAAGGUUUCACCUUGACUUACGAAUGGUGAACUUUUCUGUGGAGUUUUUACUCAAUAGUAAUUGUUUUAGUUGUCAAAAAGGAGCUAAAGACCCGUGUUUCCUCGAAGCUAUCAUGCUGAACACCGAGGAAAGUUCCUGGUUAGCGGGGUCUCGGCUGACCUGCUCCAUCCCUCAGUCUCCGGGGCCUCUGUGGUGCUCCGAUGCCCCUCACCCACUACUGAAGAUCCCGGGUGGGCGAGGGACGGUCAGGGAUCACUCUCUUGGCGUGCUUCUACACAAGGAUGAAAAGUUAACAGUGACGCAGGGCGCUCCAGGGAGUGGAAACCCCUCUCUUCUCCGCUUCCACUACCAGCUAAGUGAGCGCCGCUCGGCCUUCUGGGAUACAGCUCUAUCAGGAGACAGCCUUUUCCUGGAGAUCCCCACUGGCUCACUCAUGGAGGGAAGCAAGGAAGGGCUAACGGCUCUGCUCGAGUUUGCAGAGGAGAAGCUCAAAGUUAACUACGUGUUCCUGUGGUUCCAUAAAAACAGAGAGGAUCGAUUGUGCAUCAUCAAGACGUUCCACUACAUGGGCUUCGAGAUGGUGAAGCCGGGAAACUCCAUGGUACCUGCCCGGUCCGAUCUGGCCUUCAUGGUUUACUCUCUGGACAACAGCAGCUCAGACGAGGAGUAACUGCCACACGGCCUCCUGACACCUCCCUCUCCCACCCUGACCCUCCCCCCCCUUUCCUUUCCCAUCCCUCCACCUCCAAUAGACACACACCUUCUGCCUCGAGUCUCGCUCUGACAAAACCCCAAACCUCUCCCCUCAGAAAUCCCCUCAUCAACCACUGGGAAGGUGUCACCUUUUUUUAAAUCUUUUUUUUUUAAACAGACUUGUGAUUUAAGAGGGAGAUUUGAAGCGGUUGGAUUUCCAUAUGAUGCAGACACCCCCUCCUCCCACCUUUUCUCAUCCCCGGAGGAUAACUGCAGAUGGGAAGCGGCGUAGCUUGAACUAAGUCACCACAUGCAUCUUGUUUUAUUUUUUUGUUCCUGCUUACUGAUUUGUCUCGUUGCUACAUUCUUUGUUUGUGCUGCCAUCGACAAGACAAACAAACAGGAAGCAUAUCUCUUCUCCGACAGCUUCAAACUUUUUUCAGAAGAGACUUUGGUCUGUAAAAACAUGCACGCGGUGCUGGUAGGGCUAAAAAAAAAAAAAAACUAAAAAAACUUUAUGGGUUGGGUUCGGUCAAAAUAAUGUCUUGCUUCAUGAUAUAGAUAACGGGUGAAAACCUGAUGUUUCAUUUAAGCUCAUCUAAACGUGUCUUUGCAGUCCUUCCUGAUGUACGUUUAGGCAUCAUUCCAGCACAUGUCAAACACUCUGCUGUUUUUGUUUUGCUCUUAUCUGCCCAAAAUACCCAUAUCUAGUCUCUCCACUUGUGUCACAGCUUCAAAAAAAAAAGCAGGAUGUUUGUUGAAUGUCUCAACAAGGAAGCUGCCAACAUGCUGAGGCAAAUCCCUCCUCUUCCUUCUCCGAGUAAGAAUCAUGUCAAGUCAAGCUGAAGAUGGGAGUCACUGACGAGCUGGAAAAGGAGGAUGGCCGCGUUUGUUUUUCCAUUUUAUUUUGCCCAUCGCAUACAGUAACGAAUGCUUAGAGUGAAUAUUUUUUUUAAGAAACAUAAGCUGCAUAAUUGUUGGUGUAAGAUGAUCGGGUUGGAAGAGGAACUCAACUUGUUGUUUCUUUGCAUUAAAGUGUAAAAAAUGAUGUUUGAAUCUAGUGAAGCUUUAGCCCAACUUUGGACCUUUCAUGUAUCAAAUUCAAACCAAGCUAAGGAUCUUUUUAUGCAAAAAAUAAACAACUACAGUAAUGAUAGCUGAGAGCCUUUGAAGGUUGUUAAACAGCAUUAAAGAUUGUUCUGAGGGUGUGUGUUAGCAUCUUGUGUGCCUCUUAACUAUUGGGUUAAGAAAAUGAUUUAGUCGCUUGCAUAAUGAGCCUGAUUUCAACCUCUCUGUCUCUUACUGGCUAUAUUCAGGUGGUUUGAUAUGACAGUGUCCUUGCUUGUCCCCUAAAAGUAUUAGGGAAUGUGUUAUUUUUAAUGAAAAUAAUAAAUAAAACUAUCCAAGAUCUACAGCAGUGGUUCUCAACUGGUGGGUCGGGACCUGUUUUCAGUGGGUCGUGAACAUGUGACUGGAAAAGAAAAAGUCUCCAAAAGUCUUUGAAGCGCUCUUUAAACAUGCUGGUUUUGUUCCUUCUCUUUAUUCCAUCACAUGUUUUGCACCAUCUGAGGUCCAGACUGCACAUUUUCUCAUUCUAUGAAUCUGAUUGGUUGAAAAAAAUAUCAGAAAUUUGGAUCGCGAUUUAAAUGAAGGAGUUGGUGGUGGGUCCUUAGGCUAGGCUAGUUGAGAACUACUGCUCUACAGUAUGUAGGGAAAUAUAUCCCUUUCUAUUGAGCAGUUUUAUUCAGCUCUGUAUUGUAGAUAAAUGAAAUUUGCAGCUGCUGUCUUGAUUUUGAAAAAAGCAGCACAAUUUGAGAGGGGGGGAGAAUCUGGAUUUGAAACGGUCAAUUUAUUUUAUUCAGAUAUAAAUCAGCCCCCAAACAGUGCAAACUUCUGUUUAACAACCUUCUGGGUUUUUCCAAAGAUCACUGAAACACCCUGUGACUGGAAUAAUGGUUACACACAAGAGGCACAAACUGGGCUUUGUGAGGCUUCAUUCAGCCCCAUAGAGUCAUCAGUUUGAUUCCCCAACAUCAGCUGAAAGCUUGAUUAAAAUCGGGGGCUUUUUGUGCCUAAAGAGGAGGGUGCAAUGUUCAUAAUCUUUUUAUUUUUUACUCCUAAGUCUUAUUGAAGAAUGUCUCACAGUUUCCAUAUUUCACCCCAUGCUGAUUCAGACCCUAAUGUGAGGAAACUCGACAGAGGGGUACAACAACAAACAGCAGCACUUCAGGUUAUUGCCAUAUAUGCAAAACACAGGAGGAAUCUUAUGCAGGUUUUACUUUUGGUUUUGUUGUUUUUAGCACUCUAUACCCAAAACGCCAAAGAAUCCAUGUCUGUAAAAAACGAUUGAUUUUAAGUCCUUUUUUGGAAUUCAGCUGAUUGAAUCCCUAGUUUGGUAUGUAAAGCAAUAUAAACCUACAUUCCCCAUGCCAGCCGUACUACCUGUUGCACCUCAGACUAACGUGAUAGUCGACUGUUCCAUGUUGGUGUUGGGAUGGGGUGGGGGCCGCCUUCUUCUUCUUGUUCUUCUUCUGCAUGUGUUCAGAACAUACGAGUCUUCAUUGCUACUGAUUAAGCCCUGACUAUAAGCUGUUAGGAAAUGUCAAUAUAUGAAUUUUUUCUCAGAGGUCUAUUUUUAUGUAUGUAUAUUUCUCUAAUGUUUACUGUGAUAGUUUUAGGGAUCUAUUUUUCGUUCUCAGUGACGAUAGUGUUAGCGAACAUUCAAUGACAAUCCACUCUUGUAUACUUUGGAAAAUUUUGUCUGGGGGGGUAAACAAUAAAACUUGUUAUCUAAACAGA